CAUCUUAAAUCUGUACAGAAUCUACAAAAGGCAGAAAACCCCGUUAUGAUGGUUCUCUGGUUCAGUUGACCAGGAGGUUCAUGGAUCUUGUCAAAACUGCUCCAGAAGGCGUUCUUGAUUUAAAUGAGGUGUCACGGUUGCUGGGGGUGCGCAAACGAAGAGUGUACGAUAUCACAAAUGUGCUGGAUGGAAUACGUCUUAUCCAGAAAAGAUCCAAGAACCAUAUCCAGUGGGUCGGAUCAGAUAUCAGAGAGAUUACUAAAAGGACACCUGAGCAUCAAAAGUUAAGAGAUGAACUCUAUGACUUAACAGCAAUGGAGGAAGCACUAGAUGAAUUAAUCAAGGACUGUGCUCAUCAGUUGUUUGAUUUAACAGAUGACAAAGAAAAUGCAAGACUAGCUUAUGUGACGUAUCAAGAUAUCCGUAGCAUUCAGACAUUUCAAGAACAGAUUGUUAUUGCAAUCAAGGCUCCAGAAGAAACAAAAAUGGAGGUACCAGCUCCAAAAGAAGAUUGUAUAGAAGUACGUCUAAGAAGCACAAAAGGACCCAUUGAUGUCUAUUUAUGUGAAGUACCGCUAAGUAACACAGAUGGUGAUGCUUUGAAAAACACAGGAAGCCUUUCAUUCGAAACUAAAUAGGCAGCUGCUGUGGAUGAAGAGUAAGCAGAAUAAAAAGAAAUCAAAUGCUUGUAGCAGUCUGAGUCUCAGCUUCAUGGACUUCACAGGAUUUACUUGGCUUCUGCAGAAGCAACAAAGAACUUUCCUUAACCGCAGUCUGAAGAUAAGGAUCUGUCCAUGGGGUUGCAGGGCUAAUGCCAUGCUGCAAAUCUUCAGUAGCACAAAGGCUGACAUUAACCUGUACCCUCCCUCCCUCCCUCCACUGGUAUCCUUGCCCUCUAAUUUCCUGCUGUUUGACAAAAGUAAUUUGAAUGCUACUGGGCUAACCAGACUUCGAAAAGAUCACAAGUUCUUUCUGUACAGUUCUUUUAUCAAAUUAUGUGUGCGGGCAUGCACAUGUGAACAAAUCAAUAGCCUCUUGUGCAGCUUAAUGAAAGGAGCAGCAAUUAAUACAAAUUUUGGGAACUGAAUCUGCAGCAAAAUAUGGAUGAUAAGGGACAAUUUUUGAAGAAAUGCACUUUUUAUCCUGAAGCCAAAUGGAAUUAUCAAGCCUGUACUGCAGUGUGAAAGAACCUGAUGGGAAAUAUUUCAUACAGGAAGAACAGAAUAAAGCAUAUAACUAUCAAAUCUAUGCACUCUGUUCUGUGUAAUCUGUUCCUGUGAUUGUGCAUUGAGCUCAGUAUUGAACUGUGGAUGUAAAUCCUGAAGAAAUAUAUAUUGCUUGGGCUAUGUGUAUAUAUGUGUAUCAUGUUUAAAUGGGAAUUUUGGCAGGGUGAAUGGCACUUCUGCUUUUGUACAGCAAAAUGGAAAUAAACUUGUAAAUAUAAAAAAUGC
Molecule: messenger RNA, 1451 nt
Organism: Heteronotia binoei (common prickly gecko)
Lineage: Eukaryota; Metazoa; Chordata; Lepidosauria; Squamata; Gekkonidae
Gene: E2F6
Product: E2F transcription factor 6
Exons: 5
Coding region: 81-638 (185 amino acids)
Biological process (GO): regulation of transcription by RNA polymerase II
Cellular component (GO): RNA polymerase II transcription regulator complex
Molecular function (GO): DNA-binding transcription factor activity, RNA polymerase II-specific; protein dimerization activity; RNA polymerase II cis-regulatory region sequence-specific DNA binding
Source: RefSeq, a predicted model, not a curated record